CGGCCCGCCCCGAUCCCACGCGAUCCUCCCUCCUGCCCGGGAACCAUGCCCAAGAAAGAUAAUAAUAAAUAAAGAAGGCAAAGUGAAUUACAUGCAGCUGAAGAAGGAUUUUGACCAGAAAAAGGCAACAAUACAGUUUCAUCAGCCUCAGAGAUUUAAGGAGGAGCUGUGGAAGAUUCAGGAGAAGCUGGAGUGCUGCUUUGGGUCUCUGGUGGGGUCCAAUGUUUCCAUCACUCCCCAGGGAUCCCAGGGCCUUCCUCCUCACUAUGAUGAUGUUGAGGUGUUUAUCCUUCAGCUGGAAGGCGAGAAACACUGGCGGCUCUAUAAACCAACGGUGCCUUUAGCUGGGGAAUAUGAUGUGGAAUCAGAAGAUAGGAUUGGGAAUCCCACACGUGAGUUCAUAUUGAAGGUAUGA
This is a messenger RNA of Pipra filicauda (Wire-tailed manakin), 415 nucleotides long. Its product is annotated as ribosomal oxygenase 2-like. Lineage: Eukaryota; Metazoa; Chordata; Aves; Passeriformes; Pipridae. The coding region runs from base 92 to 415 and encodes 107 amino acids. The transcript is spliced from 4 exons. Gene Ontology annotation, cellular component: nucleolus. Gene Ontology annotation, molecular function: histone H3K36 demethylase activity; histone H3K4 demethylase activity. The record is from RefSeq and is a predicted model, not a curated record.